Molecule: messenger RNA, 1262 nt
Organism: Orycteropus afer afer
Lineage: Eukaryota; Metazoa; Chordata; Mammalia; Tubulidentata; Orycteropodidae
Gene: LMX1A
Product: LIM homeobox transcription factor 1 alpha
Biological process (GO): regulation of transcription by RNA polymerase II; neuron differentiation
Cellular component (GO): nucleus
Molecular function (GO): DNA-binding transcription factor activity, RNA polymerase II-specific; RNA polymerase II transcription regulatory region sequence-specific DNA binding
Source: RefSeq, a predicted model, not a curated record
AUGUUGGACGGCCUAAAGAUGGAAGAGAACUUCCAAAGCGCCAUCGAGACCUCGGCCUCCUUCUCCUCGCUGCUGGGCAGAGCGGUGAGCCCCAAAUCUGUCUGCGAGGGCUGUCAGCGGGUCAUCUCGGACAGGUUUCUGCUGCGGCUCAACGACAGCUUCUGGCAUGAACAGUGCGUGCAGUGCGCCUCCUGCAAAGAGCCCCUCGAGACCACCUGCUUCUACAGGGACAAGAAGCUCUACUGCAAAUAUGACUAUGAGAAGCUGUUUGCUGUCAAAUGUGGGGGCUGCUUCGAGGCCAUUGCACCCAACGAGUUUGUCAUGCGGGCCCAGAAGAGUGUGUACCACCUGAGCUGCUUCUGCUGCUGUGUCUGUGAGCGGCAGCUCCAGAAGGGCGAUGAGUUUGUCCUGAAGGAGGGGCAGCUGCUCUGCAAAGGGGACUAUGAGAAGGAACGGGAGCUGCUCAGCCUGGUGAGCCCAGCAGCCUCAGACUCAGGCAAAAGUGAUGAUGAGGAAAGUCUUUGCAAGUCAGCCCAUGGGACAGGGAAAGGAGCCACCGAGGAUGGUAAGGACCACAAGCGCCCCAAACGUCCCAGAACCAUCUUGACAACCCAACAGAGAAGAGCAUUCAAGGCCUCAUUUGAAGUAUCCUCCAAGCCAUGCCGGAAGGUGAGAGAGACCCUGGCUGCAGAGACAGGGCUGAGUGUCCGUGUCGUCCAAGUGUGGUUCCAGAAUCAGAGAGCUAAGAUGAAAAAGUUGGCCAGGCGGCAGCAGCAACAGCAGCAAGAUCAGCAGAACACCCAGAGGCUGAGUUCCGCUCAGACAAAUGGUGGUGGGAGCACUGGGAUGGAAGGGAUCAUGAACCCCUACACUGCUCUGCCCACCCCACAGCAGCUUCUGGCCAUCGAGCAGAGUGUCUACAGCUCAGAUCCCUUCCGACAGGGGCUCACCCCACCCCAGAUGCCUGGAGACCACAUGCACCCCUAUGGUGCUGAGCCCCUUUUCCAUGACCUGGAUAGUGACACCUCCCUCAGUAACCUGGGUGACUGUUUCCUAGCAACCUCAGAAGCCGGGGCCCUGCAGUCCAGAGUGGGAAACCCUAUUGACCAUCUGUACUCCAUGCAGAAUUCUUACUUCACCUCUUGAGUCUUUCCCUCGAGUUCUGUGGCUAGGCUCCCAAAUGGAACAACCAUAUUAUGUGAGGGGUUGACUGGCUUUAGAACGGGGAGGCCAGGGAAGAGGUGGGUUGGGGAGGGAGUUUU